UUUGAGCAGAUUUCUAAACUCUGAUCUUCCAGCCACUUAACUGUGUAACGUAAAUGUGUCAGUUCAGAGAACCGUCCUGCUGUGAAACAGGAUCUGUUUGUUGGAAGAAACAAAGCAAGACUAUAACAGAGAGACAGGACGUAAUAGACAAGUACAUGGGGAGUAUGGUCAGACUCUUCUGUCCAGUUGACCUCGUUUUCAUCUUAACUUACGCAAUCACAAUUAACAACUAACCCACUUCUACAUUCUACUGACCAAUAAGUAUUGUUUUCAACUUUACCUUAUUUCUUGGAAAAAAAGGAAAAGUUGUUAGCCAAUUAGAGAAGCGAAGACUUACGUCACCAUUUUCAAUCCGGCUAGUAUAAAAACAGUUCGAAAAGAUUCAUUAUUUCACAUCGCAAAGAAAAUUGAUAGUAAGGAGUUAGUUACUCUUGACGACAGUAUUAUAUAGCACGAUGCUGACUUCCGGAAGAAUUUAUCUUUUGACUUGCAUAGUAGUAGUCUGCAUGGUUAACUCAUUAGUAGCCUUGUCAGUCUCUAGUAAGACCGCAUCAAGAAAACCUAAAGAAUUGGACAUCAAUCGACUAGCAAGGACCGCUGACCUCGUCACAAAAGGUCUCGCCAUACUAAGUGAAGUCAAAUGGGCAGCUAUUGCAUCUACUGUUGGGGCUACUGUGCUUAGUCAUCUCACCACCAUUUGGUCAGGGAUCCAGUACGUUGGUAUAGCGUAUGGUAUAAUAUAUCUCAUAUUUACCGUAGCAUCAUGGCUGUUCCCAAGUCUCUAUGCCAUUCCAUUGUCUCUAGGCCUGUCUCCUACAAUCCCUCUCUUUCGUUCUCUGAAGUCAACUGUUGCAGAGAUGGAUGUCGGGCGGAUGAUGCGUGCUCUUGAAUCUUUAGACCUUACUGAAUCGUCCUUCCAGUAUUUAGAGAUUCCGGAACCACAGUGUCAGAACCGAGCUGUCUGCGAACUGGGAGAAUACAUGGCUAACGAUUAUCCUAUUGUUACCAGAUUCAUUGGAUUAGCAGCCUCCGUCACCCCGAGUCUACAUAGCUACAGCGUUUACUUACGAAAUACUACCGAACAUCCUCACUGUCAACAGAUUUUCGCCGACUGUGACUACUCCCCUCUAGAGAAACUUCGAUAUCGCUGGUUAAAUGCAACUUCCUAGGCACAAACUUCUUAUUUCGAACAUUUAAAAAUAGUCUUUUAUCCGGUGGCUUACUUGCAUAAUUAUUUAUCAGGAUAUCCUAAUAAGUUUGUAGAUUAUCGAUGGUUUGAUUUUCUAAAAGAAGGUUGUGUUUUUCAUCUCUUUGUAAUACCUAUAAAUAAGUCAAUAAAUAUAGUACGUAAGGACAUUCCUUUUGUAAUACCUAUAAA
Limulus polyphemus (Atlantic horseshoe crab) is the source of this 1378-nucleotide messenger RNA. RefSeq lists its product as uncharacterized. NCBI's taxonomy places the organism in Eukaryota, Metazoa, Arthropoda, Merostomata, Xiphosura, Limulidae. The transcript is spliced from 3 exons. The record is from RefSeq and is a predicted model, not a curated record. The coding region runs from base 456 to 1169 and encodes 237 amino acids.